GAUAGAAUCCACACAUCCCGUGGCCCAGCCACUGAAGUGUUUGCUGCGGCAAAGGCACCAUGGUAUACACCCUGCCCCUCGUGAAGGAUCACAUUGUCUCCCGUCAAGAGGGAGUGCCACAGUACUCUGUUGUGUGUUCCCAGCAGCAACCAAAGACCAUUGUGGCUCCAAGGCGCUCUUGGACCUCCGUGGGACCCGGUAGAAUCAGCUUGAGGUUUUAAUGAUGCUGCUGACUCGCCUUGGAACCGAGAAUAUAUUGCUAUCGAGGUGCAGAUUAUAGUGAACAAGAUGGCACAAGCUCGAGGAAGCAGACGUCCUUGGGACCGAGCUGGUGAUGCAGGGCCGUGUGAAAAGUCACGAUGCCAGAAAUGUGCCAGCUUAAACUAUAGAACGGGUCUGUAGCCCCUCAAAGGGUCACUGCCUCGAGGAAUGCAAAGGUGAUCCACCCACUAGGACUGUUGAUCUGCACAUGCAGGCAUGCAAAUCAUCGAUCUGUCUUCUAAACUGCUCUGCUGGGUGAAUGUUAUGCAAUCAGUCCAUGAGAGGGGCAUCAUACGCCAACCGAGCUCCGUAUAUUGAAACCUGAUUUCGGAUGGCUUCGCAUAUAGUUGCAACACAUGCGGACGGUAUUGCCUAACAGCUUGUCAAGCUGUGAUCAUAAGUUCCU
Messenger RNA from Coccomyxa subellipsoidea C-169, 667 nucleotides. RefSeq lists its product as hypothetical. NCBI's taxonomy places the organism in Eukaryota, Viridiplantae, Chlorophyta, Trebouxiophyceae, Coccomyxaceae. The record is from RefSeq and is a predicted model, not a curated record. Bases 60 to 221 code for a protein of 53 amino acids. The transcript has 2 exons.